Molecule: messenger RNA, 2993 nt
Organism: Cajanus cajan (pigeon pea)
Lineage: Eukaryota; Viridiplantae; Streptophyta; Magnoliopsida; Fabales; Fabaceae
Product: protein NRT1/ PTR FAMILY 7.3
Biological process (GO): transmembrane transport
Cellular component (GO): membrane
Molecular function (GO): transmembrane transporter activity
Source: RefSeq, a predicted model, not a curated record
AACUGAUCGAAUUAAACUAUAAUUUAUCCUACCCAGUUUUGAGAACAACCUAUCAAUUAUACACCCACUUGCAUCUUAGUUAUCUUCCACCUACCUAGACACCUCAGACCUUCAUCUAGUUAAACAUAGACCAGGAUUGCAGCACCAUUGUGAAAAACUAUACCGGAAAGACUUUGUGAAGGAUGACAACCACCUCCAACUGUGAACCUGAAUCUCUUUCACCAUACUAUCAAAACAGAAGCUGCUAUCCUUGAACCUACAUAGAUUCCUUGUCCUCCACACUAUCCAAGUAGUUACCAGCCACACCGUACGCCAAUAAACAGCUUGUGUACUUUGGUGAAAAGGUCCAGGAAUGAAGUUGAAAUGGUCCAAAAUGCACCUAGGAAGGGGAGCGGGACAAUUAAUCCACGACAGACAUACCUUCCAUACCUUGUCAACCACCGGGCAGGUGCAGAACAAAUGAUAAUCAGUUUCAAUAUCACUCUUACAAAAAACACAUAGUGCAUCAUUUUCUGAUAAGACAAUACUCCUGCUAGCCAGAUUAUCCACCGUAGGGAGGCCCCUACUCAUCAUUCUCCAAGCAAAAAUUUUAGCUUUUGGUGGUGCCGGGAUGGACCAAACACUGCUAGGUGCACCAAUAUUGGAUCCUACAACAGCUUCAGAGGUGAUGGCACUAUAUGCAGACCUGACUGUAUAAGUUCCAGACGGUUCACCCAACCACCACCAUGAGAAUUGAUAGUGAACCAAGGUCUGGCAACCUUAGCAUUCUUUGGAGUAGGGGUGAACUUAGUGCUGUUCCUGACAAGAGUGAUGGGGCAAGAUAAUGCUGAUGCUGCAAACAAUGUGAGCAAGUGGACUGGCACGGUUUAUAUCUUCUCUCUUGUGGGUGCUUUCCUAAGUGACUCUUAUUGGGGAAGAUACAAAACUUGUGCCAUCUUUCAGGUCAUCUUUGUAAUAGGUCUAGUAUCCUUGUCUCUUUCAUCAUACCUCUCCUUGAUUAGACCUAAAGGUUGUGGGAAUGAAACAAUUAAAUGUGGGAAACAUUCAAGCUUGGAGAUGGGCAUGUUCUACCUCUCAAUAUAUCUCAUUGCCUUGGGGAAUGGAGGGUAUCAGCCAAACAUUGCCACAUUUGGAGCUGACCAGUUUGACGAGGAGCACUCAAAGGAGGGUUACUCCAAGGUGGCCUUCUUUAGCUACUUCUACCUGGCUUUGAACCUUGGUUCACUCUUCUCAAACACAAUUCUAGGCUAUUUUGAAGAUGAAGGAAUGUGGGCUCUUGGGUUCUGGGUGUCUGCAGGCUCUGCUUUUGCAGCCCUUAUCCUAUUUCUUCUUGGGACCCCAAGAUAUCGACACUUCAAGCCCUGUGGCAAUCCUCUUUCAAGGUUCUGCCAAGUCCUUGUUGCUGCAUCAAGGAAAUGGAAAGAUCAAAUGACAGCAAAUGGAGAGGAUUUAUAUGUUGUGGAUGAAAAUGAAUCUCCCACCAAUGGCAACAGAAAGAUUCUCCACACCGAUGGGUUCAAGUUUCUGGAUAGGGCAGCCAUUAUAUCUUCCAGAGAUCUAGAGGACCAAAAAGGAGGUAUUUAUAACCCCUGGCGUCUCUGCCCUAUAACUCAAGUUGAAGAAGUGAAGUGCAUAUUAAGACUUCUUCCUAUUUGGCUCUGUACCAUAAUAUACUCGGUGGUUUUCACACAAAUGGCUUCUCUUUUUGUGGAGCAAGGGGCCGCCAUGAAAACUACAAUUUCCCAUUUCAGAAUACCACCUGCAAGCAUGUCUAGCUUUGACAUCCUCAGCGUAGCUAUCUUCAUUUUCGUCUACCGUCGAGUGAUUGAUCCACUUGUUGGAAGACUUAAAAAGACAAGUUCCAAGGGCCUUACUGAGCUUCAGAGAAUGGGAAUAGGGCUAGUUAUAGCUGUAAUGGCAAUGGUUUCAGCAGGAAUAGUUGAAUGCUACAGGCUUAAGUAUGCAAAACCAGGAUGUCCCCACUGCAGUGGCACAAGCUCUCUAAGUAUCUUCUGGCAAAUUCCUCAGUAUGCACUUAUAGGAGCUUCUGAGGUUUUUAUGUAUGUAGGCCAGUUAGAAUUCUUCAAUGCUCAGACGCCAGAUGGCCUAAAGAGCUUUGGAAGUGCCCUUUGCAUGACUUCCAUCUCCCUUGGGAACUACGUAAGUAGCUUACUUGUUAGUAUGGUUAUGAAGAUCUCCACCGAGGAUCACAUGCCAGGUUGGAUCCCUGGAAACUUAAACAGAGGUCACCUAGAUAGGUUUUACUUCCUGUUAGCUGCCUUGACAUCAAUAGACUUGGUUGUUUAUAUUGCAUGUGCAAAGUGGUUCAAGAGUAUACAACUGGAAGGGAAAUAUGAAGAGAAUGAUAAGCCUGGUAGCUUUAAAGUCUAAUUUACGAUGGAUAACAAACAAAGGCUAUGAUAAUGGCAUAUAUAUAUAAAUAAGAGAAAGAAGGGAUCAACUAGUCAAAUUAACUUGAGCUAUAGCUGCUAUUGGAAGAAAAGAAGGCUGGUUUGCAGUAAGAGAGGCCCUUUUUACCUGAGUCUCUUAUAACUGUAGUCACUGUUUUUUGUUUCAACUAACGGUUUGUUUGGUUUGAGAAAACAAUUUGUUUUCCUUUUUUUUGUUUUCACAAAUAAUAACUAAAAUGUUACCUUGUUUCCGAUUUGUAUCCUGCUUUCAAAAUUUUGUAUAGGAAAUGGUAGAAACAACAAAAUGUUGUUUACACCAGUUCUUGAACAAAAUUUUGAAAUCUAAACAAAGUGAAAAUAAGGUAACCUUUUUAUAAUUAUUUAUGAAAACUGAAAAUAAAGACGACAGAUCUUUUCACAAACCAAACAAACCCCUAUAUUUUCAGUUUAUGUUCUUGAAUCCAGGUUGUGUAAAACUAAACUUUUUGAAGAGACAAUGACAGUUUCAGGGUCACUUUAAGCCUCCUUUCGUAUGUCUUUGUACGUUCCAUUGUUAACAACGAAUGUUAUUUUGAUUUCCAA